This is a messenger RNA of Chironomus riparius, 1334 nucleotides long. Lineage: Eukaryota; Metazoa; Arthropoda; Insecta; Diptera; Chironomidae. The record is from the annotation of a GenBank genome assembly.
AUGUCAUAUGCUGUAGUUAAAAACGAACGUCUAGAGUUUUACGUAGUUCCAAAAAAAUGGCUCACAAAAGUCGAUGAUGAUCCAAAGCAAUAUACACUUUAUCCAACAACAAAAAUGAAAAAGUGUGUAGAAUCAAUGAAGGACGCUCAGGGUGACUGGCCGAUGGAAGAGAUAGAAAUUGUACAUAAUGAUAUUGCUGAUUUGAAACUUGCAAAUGAGUUUGUUGAUAUGAAAUGUUUGUAUGCAAACUCUGAAGCAUCUGAAAUGGACAAAAAGAAGGAUAAGACGCAAAAGAAGAGUCGUAAAAUUAGUAAGAAUGAAGUUAAUUUCAACAGCAUGUAUGAGAAAGAGUCGGGUCAUAAGCAAAAGCAAAUAAAGCUUGAAAGUGCGUUUGAAAAUCAAGUUGUACCAGAAAGUCAAAAUAUCGGUUUCUCAAUAAUUGAAGAUUCUCUUGAAAAUCGUUUUAGUUGCAACGCACUUCAGGAUAAUAUUGCCAAUGCGACUUUGCUUCCUCAGAACUCCUCUUUAGCUUCUACAAGCCAAUUCCGUCCAAAUUCACCAAUUUUUAAUAAACAUUCGUCUGAUAAUCUUUCAUCGAUGAGUGAUCACUAUCAAGAAAGUUAUUUAAAGACUCCUCGAAAUAUUGCCGUUCGUCAAAAUGAUCAAGAAUAUGACGCCACAACGAGUUUUAAUGGAACUGGAGGAAGUAUGAUGUUCAUAAGAAGAAGCACAGUUGAACAAAUUCUUCAAGAGAAUGUUAUACUACGAAAAAAUCAAGAGAACAUGAUGACUAUUAUCAAUACAAUGGCAAUUAACGAUCGAAAUGCUCACUACUAGAAAUGAUUAAGUCAGUUGGAAACGUUGAAGAAGACGUAACGUUCAGACCAAUACCGGUUUGUGCAAUCGACCAACUUAAUUUAAUUGAAAAAAAUUUACAAACCAUGCCAGAACCAUUUGUUGAAGAAUACAAAAAAAUGAUAGAAUAUUACAGAUCUACAAUUAGAAUACCUAGCAAAAAUUUCAAACCACAGAAUGGUUACAUGCAUUCAUUAAUGUCAAUGUACUUGGAACGUGAAUUCGCAAAAUCAUUCAUUUGGAAGUCAGCCAAACAACAAGCUGGUUUUGAUGUGUUUGAAAAUCAUAUCAAGUUUUUCAAAGACAUAUGCAACAAAGUGGAGAUAAAACCUGGAACGAAAAUGUUCGCAAAUUUGACAGAAGCUGAAAUUUCUGUUCAGGCAUUUUUUAAAAGUAUUCAUCAGACACCAAGGGCUCCUAAAUUAAAUACUUUAAACGUCGAGGAAGAAGGAGGUGAAGGAAACGUAGAAGGAAACUAA